Messenger RNA from Oncorhynchus nerka (sockeye salmon), 2280 nucleotides. It is a transcript of the gene fsta, whose product is annotated as follistatin a. The transcript is spliced from 6 exons. Gene Ontology annotation, molecular function: protein binding. NCBI's taxonomy places the organism in Eukaryota, Metazoa, Chordata, Actinopteri, Salmoniformes, Salmonidae. Gene Ontology annotation, biological process: cell differentiation; multicellular organism development. The coding region runs from base 118 to 1188 and encodes 356 amino acids. The record is from RefSeq and is a predicted model, not a curated record.
UCUCAGACUGACAUUCAUUCAGCACUCACUGCCACCUUUUAAACAGAUUUACUCUGUUCGCUUAGCUGCUAGUGUCAAUACCCGAUACCUUGUUCACUUCACUUCGUCUCCAGCACCAUGCUCAGGAUGCUACAGAAACUCCGUCUCCAGCCAGGGAUGAUUAUAUUAUUGAUAUGGCUCUGUCAUUUCAUGGAAGAUCAAAAAGUACAAGCUGGCAACUGCUGGUUACAGCAAGGGAAGAACGGGAGGUGUCAGGUGCUCUACGUGCCGGGGAUGAGCCGAGAGGAGUGUUGUCGAAGCGGGAGGCUGGGGACGUCAUGGACCGAGGAGGAUGUACCCAACAGCACCUUGUUCCGGUGGAUGAUCUUUAACGGCGGAGCCCCUAACUGCAUACCCUGCAAAGGUUCAAGUUUUAUUAGUCAAACGUGUGACAACGUGGACUGUGGACCCGGAAAGAGCUGCAAGAUGAACCGGAGAAGUAAGCCGCGCUGCGUCUGUGCUCCAGACUGCUCCGAAGUCACCUGGAAAGGACCUGUCUGCGGCUCGGAUGGAAAGACAUACAAAGACGAGUGCGCGUUGCUCAAGUCCAAAUGUAAAGUCCAUCUGGACCUGGAUGUGCAGUACCAGGGCAAAUGCAAGAAGACCUGCCGGGACGUCUUGUGCCCGGGAAGCUCCACGUGCGUCGUGGACCAGACAAAUAACGCGUACUGUGUGACCUGUAAUCGGAUCUGCCCUGAACAGACGUCACCGCAGCAGUUCCUGUGUGGCAACGACGGCAUUAUCUACGCCAGCGCCUGUCAUCUGAGGAGGGCGACAUGUCUCCUGGGAACAUCCAUAGGAGUAGCAUACCAGGGGAAAUGCAUCAAGGCCAAGUCGUGCGAGGACAUUCACUGCAGUGUGGGGAAGAAGUGUCUGUGGGACGCCAGGAUGAGCCGAGGCCGUUGCUCCCUCUGUGAGGAGGCGUGUCCAGAGAGCCGGAUGGACGGGGCGGUGUGCGCCAGCGACAACACCACCUACCCCUCGGAGUGUGUUAUGAAGCAGACUGCCUGCUCUCUGGGAACGCUCCUGGAGGUUAAGCAUUCAGGAUCUUGCAACUCCAUAACAGGAGACCGUGAAGAAGAGGAGGAGGAGCAAGAAGAUCAGGACUACAUGGUUCACAUCCAUCUGUCCCCCUUAUUGGAUGGAUAGACUGUCUAUCAUAUCCACAUGACCUCCUUAUUGGAUGGAUAGGCUGUCUAUCAUAUCCGCAUGCUCUCAUUAUUGGUUGGAUAAGUUGUCUAUCAUAUCCACAUGCUCUCCUUAUUGGUUGGAUAAGCUGUCUAUCAUAUCCACAUGCUCUCCUUAUUGGUUGGAUAAGCUGUCUAUCAUAUCCACAUGCUCUCCUUAUUGGUUGGAUAGGCUGUCUUAUCUACCUGCCUGGUCUCCACGAAGGGAACAGUCCUAGGGCCAGGUCUCAUGUUGUCCAUACUGUACAGUACAUAUGUAUAUGCUUAUUUAUACAUAUUGUUCAGUUCUGCUAGAUGUUUUAUUUAUACUGUGUUUUGUGUUAUUUUUUAAAAUAAUUUAUACAUUUACAAUGUUCAGGAUUACUGUGUACCAGGUUAUUGUUACCACUAGUUUCUAUUGGUGUUGUUGUCCUGUUUAUUUUUUCCCUCCCUUCCUUCCUUCCUUCCUUUUUUAUUUUUUAUAUAUAAUGAAGAAAAAUAUAUUUCUCCAAAGAGAAGCAGUGUUAUUUAUUGAGUGAAGUAUCCGUCUCCAUUCUGUAAGCUGUAGUGGACUCUCAUGACUCCCUGUGCUGUACUAACCUACCUAUGUUCAAAGUGUUAGAUAUCUCUAUCACAGAUGUUUCUCAUUCACACAUCAAUGCAUCAAUGCUUUAGCCUACUGUGUGUUUAUUUAUGGGGGGAAAUCUGACCUGUCAAUCAUUUAUGUACAGAAAUGUUUCUGCUUUUUUGUUUUUGUUUAACCCAUUAUUAUAACUCGCUAAAGGGACAGUUGUUAGGGUCAAAUCUAUUUGAAUUCCAAUGCGUUUUCAGGAAGUAAACCCAAAUUUAAAAAAUGUUCCUCAUUGAAGAGAAUUGGAAUUUCAGUGUACUUCCUGAAUUGAAUGGAAUUGAAAUGGAAUUGAAUUCCCACUUGGUUAUGAAUGCCGCCUUAGUUACUCCCUCCCCUACAAUGUGUUUCCCCAAUGGAGAUGUCUGUCUAACCCAGACAUCACCCAGUAGCAGUAUUUUUUAAUUUUACAUGUUAAGAACAGAUAUGUUUUUUUUGUGGGGGGGG